Molecule: messenger RNA, 743 nt
Organism: Anopheles stephensi (Asian malaria mosquito)
Lineage: Eukaryota; Metazoa; Arthropoda; Insecta; Diptera; Culicidae
Exons: 3
Coding region: 1-666 (221 amino acids)
Source: RefSeq, a predicted model, not a curated record
AUGACCGAACCAGUGCGUCGAGAAUUGCGGAUUACACAUCCUCCGCUAGAGCCCAUAGUUCGCGAUGGAAAGAUUCGCGAACAAAUCGAGCUGGAAAGUAAGGGCCGCCGGGAGUAUUUGAAAAAGUGGGGCUACAUCACGCAACCCGAAACGACCGAGUUCUACGAUCUGAAACGCAACAACCAGAAGCUGCGAGAAAUUCAGCAGGGACGCCAGCAAAAUGUGAAUCUGCGUGAAUACGAUGGACACGGGGAGUCGUUUUUCGUCUCGAAGCAGAUGUUUAAAACGCUGCUCGAUACGUGCCGGUGUGGCCGGAAGCGUACCAACACCCAUGCGCUCAAGUGUUUGCAGAAGCCGAAAAAUACGUACGAAAAGACGGACGACGAGGAGGAGGAUGAGGAGAUAGAGAAGCAGCGCCGACAGAAGCGUGGAAAGGGUGGUUCCGGUGGAAGUCGGCGAGAGCGGACCGAUGAUGCGGACGAGGGUGAGAAGACUGUGAGCAGCUACAUACCGAAGGUGCCGACGUUGAGCUCAGGUAUGUAUGGAUGGCCCCAUAAUCGAUUCGUGGCAAUGGAAAAGACCACGUACUACGUAUCCCCUCGUUAUACUAUGCCUGGCCACCCGAUCGUCGACAGUCAUCCGUACAACAACAUAAUCCUCGGAUAGGUGUGCUCCUCUGCUUGAUGUCCUCGCACGUUCUUCAACGUUCGGGCUUCAGCGCCACAACAACUAAACUAAUCUGA